Molecule: messenger RNA, 2664 nt
Organism: Mytilus californianus (California mussel)
Lineage: Eukaryota; Metazoa; Mollusca; Bivalvia; Mytilida; Mytilidae
Exons: 6
Coding region: 38-1234 (398 amino acids)
Source: RefSeq, a predicted model, not a curated record
UACUUCCUCAUUACUGCAGUUUGUAUUAUUAAUUAACAUGAAGAUUACUAGUUGUACAUGUUUGUUGCCAAUAAUUUUGUUACUUACUGUUAUGAAAGUAUUGGGCGCUGUAGAUGACCCAUGUUCCAGUGGCAUCGACAAUAAGAUUGUUGCAGACAUGUGUACAGGCAAACAAGCAUUUGAAGACAAUGUUGACGGAAGGAAAUUGAUAGACAGUGUAAUUAUACGUGUAAUGAAGCAGAAAGCUAACUGUACAUGUCGUGUCAGUUUAAAAAAUAAUACAGGCAAAUACUCUGUACAAAUGAAAAGAUACAGAAGUCUGAAUAGUUCAGUUCCAUCGACUCCAAACUGUGGACUAGCUAUUGAUGUUGAUUAUACUGAUACAGUAUUGAAAAGAAAUCUGGACCCAAUUCAAUGUAAAAAUGGAACGAAAAAAACCCGAAAAAUUGUUCUAGAAAAAAAUGGUGUUAUUAAACUGAAAUCAAGAAUUAUUGGUGGUAAUUUUACCAGAGGAUACUGCAUGCAGAUAUUUAGAGAUGAUCCGGCGAAUGAUUCCAAUGUACAAUUAAACAUACAAUGUGAUGAUCCUGAACAGACAACUUCCACUGUAUCAAAGAAAGGAUUCAAUCAAGAGGAUGAAAAGUUAGAACUGUACAUAUAUAUAGGAGCCGGUGCAGGAGGAGUGCUUGUGAUUAUAACUAUUCUAUUGAUUAUACUUUGUAGAAGGAAAAAAUCGAAGAAGAAAACUAUAAAUGAAGAAUAUACUGUGAAUGACAGCAAUGAUCCUGAUUCUGAUAAUGGCGAACUAAAGGAUAAUAUUUUAUACGUUUCCUCAGAUCAACAAGAUAUUAUUGAGGACGGUAAUUACCAUAUGGUAGAUUUAGGACAGAAACGAGUAGUAAAUAAAAGUAGAAGUUCUGAUGUAGAACAUAGUACAGCUGACGGAAACUACAGUUCAAUAGGAACUACUGAUAACAGUCCAGAUAUCCAAAAUAAACCAAAGGCGGCAGUCAACUUCCGUGAAUCAGACAACCAAGCACAACAUAUAUCUAUCUUGGAAAAUAGCAAUAAUGAGUAUGCCGUGGUAGAUAAAGGGAGAAAAUCUGACAGUGUUAAACAUGCUUCUACUUUGGUAAGGAAUAGCAGCGAAAAAGACAAGGAAAUGUCUGUUAUACAUGUAGAUCAAACAUAUGCAGUGGUUGAUAAAACUAAUAGGAGAAAAGCUGAUGAAUGAAGACAAAACAAAAUGUGCAACAAACAGUACGAAUUACCAGAAAUUACCUUUUCUUAGAGAUGUCGGACAUGACUUCUAAUAAAUGCAGUCAGAAGUUCAAAUGAGUUUUCUAACAAGCGUCUGUUAAUACGUAACUGCAGACGAUAACUGAAAUAAAAUACCUGUAAACAUGCUUAGUGCCUAAUGCUUUGCAUGUUAUAAAGCCAUACUGUUUAAAUCUCUACACUAUAUUUUGUUCAAACUAUAAGGCAUUGCUUUGUCAUAUUUUCAAAUAUUUAAGAGAUUUACUAAUUUUUGUGGGUUUUUUUCAAAGGGGCACGCUAAGUAUACUUUUGUUUUAUUACUGACAUUUAAGGUAGUAAGCUACCAUCGUUAGUUGGAGAAAGUGAAAAAUAUCAACACGUCAUAAAUAAUAUACCACUUCUGUGUUGACAUGAAUAAUCAUUGAUAUGGUCAUAAUUAUAAAUUAACUGUUUAGUACAAAACUUUAAGUUUUUGAAUUACUAAGGCUUUUCUACCUACCUUAGCUAUAUUUGGCAAAACCUUAAGGAAUGCUCUUCAACUUUGUACUUUAUUUUGCUUUUUAGCUCUUUUUGGUCCGAGCGUCACUGAUGAGUCUUUUGUAGGCGAAACGCGUGUCUGGCGCAAAUACAAUCCUGGUAUCUAUGAUGAGUUUAUUUAUCAUAAGGCUUUUUUUAUCCAAUUCUUAUUUUUAUUAGUUUUUGCUCAAAAAUAUUUACAAAUUACUUUAAAAAGAAACUAGGCUUAUAAUUGUAUACACCAGAAGCAUGUGGAGCAGGAUCUGCUUACCCUUCCGGGGAGCCUCAGUUUUUGUUGGGUUUCCUGCUGCUAAGUUUUUAGUUUUCUAUGUUGUGGUUUUGUGCACCAUGAUUGUUUGUCAUUUUCCUUUUUAGCCAUGGCGCUGUCAUUUUUUUUUUUUUUUUUGACUUAUGAGUUUGAAUAUCCCUCUGGUAUCUUUAGCCUCUCUUUGGUCUACAAAUGACUCAUCAGUGAUGUUCGGAUCAAAAACUUAAAUAAGGCUAAUACUUAAUAUGCGAAGUCGAAGAGCUUCCAGGACUAUUAUGAAUUAUGAAUUAAAAACUAUAUCUACAAUCUGAUUUGGAAGGGCAGUUGCAAACUUUUAUAAGUUGAAUUAUCUAAUAAAAUGUACUUAAAAGACCAAGAAAAAGAAUAACGAGAAUUUGUAACACGUCAUAAGCCAUUGUCGAUGACGUUGCUUAGGGAAAUAGCUACUUUGUACAUGUUGGCUGUUCAAAAUCUGAGAUUUUAUGUAUAAACCUCUCCUGAUAUAUGAUGUUUUACAAAAGAAGAUUCCUUUUAUGUUUAGCCAAUGAGAAAACAGAAAUUUUAUAGUAAUAUAAUGAAUGUAUAUAGUAUGCAAUAUUGUUAUUAAAAUUUUAGCUUUGGUA